Molecule: messenger RNA, 1029 nt
Organism: Naegleria gruberi
Lineage: Eukaryota; Heterolobosea; Eutetramitea; Acrasida; Naegleriidae
Exons: 1
Coding region: 1-1029 (342 amino acids)
Source: RefSeq, a predicted model, not a curated record
AUGAAAAAGUGUCUAGUUAAUGGUGAAUUGCCACCAAUUAUUAUGGUAUCUAGUGACAAUGACCACAAGUUUGCACCAUCAAACCGUAAAGGGCAAGUUCGGAUGGCGUUUUUGUGGGAAAUAUUUAAUCUUGAUGUUUUGAUACAUAGUUCCUAUGCACCAAACUGUAGUAAGUAUAAUCGUGUAGAGAGAGAAAUGGCACAACUGUCUAAAGUUUUAAUAGGACAUGUUGAUUUAGACAGAAAACCCUUUGGAGAAGAUAAAAAAGCAAAGCAAAAGAAUGCUAAUGCUGUGCUUGAGAAGUUGAAGGAAAUUUUUUUAAGAGCAGGCCCAAAGUAUUUUGUAAAUUCUGCAAGUGUCUACCAAACAGAACGUACACCUUUGCUUGAACAUUGGCCUACAUUUGAGGAGAUUGAUUUAUUUUUAGAAGGAAAGAAUCAAGAUGAUGAAAAAAUCAAAAGUUUGUUAAAAAAAAUUCACACUCACUCCGAGCAAGGAAAUGGAUUGAAUCUUUUUGUUCUGAGAAAAUGUGAUGAUCCAACAUGUUGUUCACCAAAAAGAGCAUCCAAAUAUUGGGAAAUUACUAGUAGCUUUGGUGGUUUUAUUCCAAGUCCACUCAUAGAUCCUACUCGCUCCAACGAAAAGAAUGAACAUUUUUAUUCCUAUGAAGACAGAAACAAAAUUUCAGGAGUUCAAAUGGAUGUCGACUUUCCUAGUUUGAAAGGAAAUGCUGCUACUUGUGGCAAAUGUAAUAGAAGAAUUCAUUCUGAAAUAGAUAGGAAAAUUCAUGAAAAUAUUUGCCAUCCAACAAGAACGGAUUUGUUAUUGGAUGCUGAUAUUUCUUUGGAAGACAAAAUAUCAUCUCCUGUUCCAACAGGAACAAAAGGGAGAUCUUUAGCAAAGCAUUAUUCUAACCUCGUAGAACAAGCAAAACAGAAUGCACUAAUUGAGGUUGAACGUGAACAACAAUUAAUCCAAAAUUUAAACAACCCACAACCACUGAUUAGAAGAAAGAACAAAAAGAAAUAG